Geodia barretti is the source of this 1942-nucleotide messenger RNA. NCBI's taxonomy places the organism in Eukaryota, Metazoa, Porifera, Demospongiae, Tetractinellida, Geodiidae. The record is from the annotation of a GenBank genome assembly.
UUCCUGUCACCAUCCACUCCCGUGAAUGAUGUCUUUAAAGUCAAUUUCACGGCCAGCAACAGUCCCCAAAGCAGAAGUUUCCUCCUCACUCCAGUAGACGACACUCGAUUUGGGGAACCAGAUGAAGUUGCAACACUAUCUCUGGCCGCUGUCUCUGAUGGGAGAGUGGUGUUUGGUAGUAAUGCUCAAUUGAUCAUUGAGGAUGAUGAAGGAUUCGGCGUAAUUAUUGUUGGAUUCUUAGACCAGGAGUACACCUUUUUUGAGAAUGGCCCCAACUUGGCAUUGGUUCAAGUUGGAAGGAAUAUCGAUUCUGGCCCUGCCUUUAGAGUCGAAAUGACCGCUGCCAAGCCAAGCUCCCCUUCUCAAUUCAUCAUACCAUCAGCCAUACCUUCUGACUUAGCCAGCAACGUCACAUUCAUUCCCAAUGGAAACAACAGAGAGGCAAUAGCUCUUGACCUACGUGAUGAUCAGACUGCUCUCGAGGACGACGAGUUUGUCACUCUCACACUUAGCUUGCCGUCUGCCAGUAAUAUCAGUGUCGGAGGAACUGUGAACGGUGUCACUUACUACUCUUCUGCAAGAGUUACAGUCAAGGACAAUGACUUUGUUACUCUGGGUAUUGACGGUACUACAAGUCGCAGUUUGUUUGAAGGUGACUCCAUUGAUGUCUGUGUGUCAAAGGACACUGUAACGGCCCGUGUUGUGAACUUUCUCCUAACCGCACUCCCAGGAUCAGCUGGACCUGAGGAUUUCUCGCCGAUCACUGUCCAAAAUGGACAGCUACAGCGGAGCUCUACCAGUCCCGUCUGCUUUCCGUUCUCAGCCGUUGAGGACAGUCUGUCGGAUGAUGGAGAGAGCUUCAGUGUUGCGCUCUCCAGUGGCGACAGUUUCCCCACUGGUCCGGGAGGUCUCCAGAUUGGGAGUGACAGAGUUGGCGUCACAAUUUUAGAGAGAAUAGCGACACCACCAUCACUACCACCCGGAAUUAUUGUGGAAGAUACUGUGAUAGGAGACCCACUGUUCACAGUUCCCCUGCCAGCCUCUGCCGGCCACUUGUGCUACGAAAUCAGAGGAGUUGCAGACCAGUUCUUUAACUUUAUCUCUGACGAGUGCGUGUCCGUCAACGCUCACUACUCUGAACGCAGCCCUCUACCGGGCGAGACUAGACAACUCCACAUCAUAGACCAAAUUGCCAUCCGGGCGGUGGACAAUGCUAAUGACUGCAUCAACAUACUAGUUGAUAGAAAUGGCUGCGUGACUACCGCCAACAGAGAGACUAUCAGCAACGCAUACAACAAGGGAGGAGUGACUGUUAGUGCUGCAGACAAUAGAGUAGUUGUGGGUGUUCCGAACUGUGGGGAUUUGGACCUAGAAAUGGAGGUUGUGUGCGAGACAAGAAACGGCGUUGAGAUGAUUCGUUUUGAAGUGAUGAGGGGCCACAACCUCAGGGACACAUCUCACGGCCUUCUCGACACCUUUACUGACACACCAGUAAUACCCUCCAGUUCCCCAGAAAAUGUCAGUUCUGGAAUGUUUCAAUAUCAACCCAAGAGUUCACUGGUGACCUGAGAAACACACCACUGACUGGGAACCUGGUGUUGGUGACCCUUGUCUCACCAACCUCUGUCAGGAGAUUCCCUGCCUGGCAGGAGAGGAAGACUUGGGACAACAGAAGAACAUGUCUAUUUGGUGGGAACCAGAAUGGAGGGACGGUCUACGAGGUGGUUAGCAAUCAUGACUCUCUCAUCCAGGGAGUCUACACAGACUACAUGACAGAGUCCGAAUUUUCAACUCAGUUCAAAUUCUCUCAGUUUGACAAUAGUCAGUGCAUGUAGCUAGGAAAGCAUACCAAUUAUAUUACACAAAGGUUAUCAUCAGGAACAGUUUUUCUAUUAAAGUUGUAUAUGGUAUAUUGAUAUCAUAAAAAUACUGAAUUAGUCGC